Molecule: messenger RNA, 4513 nt
Organism: Bactrocera neohumeralis
Lineage: Eukaryota; Metazoa; Arthropoda; Insecta; Diptera; Tephritidae
Exons: 3
Coding region: 826-1356 (176 amino acids)
Source: RefSeq, a predicted model, not a curated record
UCCGCCAGGAAAGUUCGAAGUUCCAGAAAGUCCCGUAAGAACGCGUUAAGUAAGGAAAAGCGCGCGCGCUCCUUUGACCCUACGCUCUAAAUUUACACUGCUCGAAUUGCAGGCAAGCAGUAAAGUUCAAAGUGUUUGUAGUAAUACAUAGGAUAACGCAUCCUUUCACACAUACAUACGUUGCCGACACACCAAGUGGAUACGAACAAACACAUACAAACGCAUGAAGCUCUGCUCUCCACUCCGUACUUGUGCGGCGCUAUGUGGGUAGGAUGUGGUGUGGUAAGCCGCAACGGUGCUUUCUACUGAAUGCGAAGUGUAAGCGUGUAUGUGGCAACACUCCACCCCACCAACACUCUCCAAUAUUACUCGUAUUACAACCGUUCGGUGUACAUAACUGCAUACGAAUGCAAAACUGAAUAAUCAUUAGAAAGCAAAAUGUGUGGAAAAUAAAGAGUGAAAAAAGUGAAAAAAAGAAAACAACAAAGAAACGAAAACAAACCAAAAGGAUAGUGAAAUACAUACGAACAAACAAGGAUUGGCGAAGUUUUUUAGCCUCUACGCGUUCGUGGUGUUCGUCGUGGCCGCAGCGGCAAAGGACGUAAUCAGGCUCCUAUUUCGCUACAACGGACAGCAUGUUACCAAAAAUAUGAACCAAAAUGGCUAGCAAUCUUCUAUUCGCUAGAAAUUUAUAUGCGUAACACGCGCACAUUAAUACGCCGACAUAAACACAUGCAACAUUUGAGGAGGUACAACUAAAAAGACAACAACAACAACAUAUAAAUAUCCCCAGAGACCGCGCUAUCACAUUACCAGCCACGAAAGAUGCAUCAAGUGCUGAGCUAUGAGACCGCUGUACGUGCCAACAGUUCCCGCGAGUUCCGCGAAUAUGUCACCAAACGCACUUGCGUCAGUCUCGUGCUCACAAUAGCCUUCCUGACGCUCAUACUGGGCUAUUUGCUGGGCAAUUUCGUGUCGGAGCGUAAAUAUCAAAUGCGACUGAACAAGGCGGCCGGCAAAGGAGUGGGACCGCCGCACACGGUGGAAGUGAGCAGCGCCGAUUAUGCAAAUCUCAAAGAAAUCAAUGCUUACCAAAAGAACAAAGACAAGCUUUUGAGCUCGGCACAAUCGCUCAGUGAGUUAUUGAAGCGCGAUCAAAGCUAUCCGGCGAGUUCCAUCAAUACGGACAUAUUCAACAAGUACAUAUCGUGCACACAGGAUAUACCGCCCAGCACCAGCAUCGACUACAGCCAAUUCAUCGAGCAGUUGGUGGACAAUACGGCGGCGCGGCAACGCGAUUGCUUGCGUGUGAUUCAGUUGAUUAUUGAUAAUCACAUGAGCGGUGACACGAACUGAACAUACAAGGGCGAUGUCACGCUUGCGGAGGGGAAUGUGAUAAGACAGCGAAUGCAAUAUGCUUAAAUAGGCAAAAGCAGUUGGUUUGUGCGGAUGUGGGCGUGGCUGAUUAUGAUUUUAUAUAUACAUAUAUGUAUAAGUAUAUCGACAUCUUUCAUAGUGGGCCAAAAACUUUUUUAUAAUAUCAAUGUAUAUUAUUUUUGUAAAGAUUUUUUCUAAAUAUAUACAUACAUACAUAUACAUAGUAGUUGCAUCACGUAUUGACCACACACAUACUUAUAUCCCAUAUAUAUGUACACACAUGUAUAUGUGCCAUAGCAAACAGUCCAGCCAAAUAGGCAAGUUGUGUGCUUUUUCAGCGUAAAACCUACGCAGUGAGGCGCACUCUCCCAGGGGAAGCGGCGGCCGGCGACGACUGCGUAUUUUCAAAAAAAAAAAACAAAAUACCAUUGGGAAAGAAAGAGGCUUUUAGUGAAAGUAAAUGUUGUUCUAAAUACAUAAUGCAUACAAAUUAACUUGAAGAAUUUAAACUAACACAAGCAAAUAUUAAUAUAUAUAUAAAUACACACACUCACUCACUCAUAUAUAUGGUCUUUACUACUCUGAGCAAGAAAUAAUAAGACUCUGUUUAUAAUUUUAAAAUUCUUAAUUUUUUCUUUAAAAUCUUUGUUGCCCCUUCAAUGUAAUCCUUCUUGGCCGCAAUACAUUUGUGCCAAGCCUUUUUCCAAUACCCGAAGCAGUUGUUAAAGUCAUUUUCCGGAAUAACCUUCAAUGCACGUAUCAAAUUUACGUUUAAUGUCUUUAAUUGAUUCAAAUGGGUUUCCUAGGAGCGGUCGUUUGAGUUUGCUCAAAUAGCUAGAAGUCACACGGUGGUAAGUCAGGUAAAUACGGUGGUUACGGCACGAUAUUGGUUGAAAAUAUGGCGAAAAACUCACGUAAAGUCAAUGCAGCAUGCGUUGGUGAAUGAUCGUGGUGCAAAAACCAAGAGUUGUUGACACAUAAUUCCGCUUGUAGACAGUUUGGCCGGUCGGAAGGAGUUCGAAGUGCUCCACACCUCGAUAACCGAAGAAAAUUGUCAACACCGCCUUAAUUUUUGACCUGCUUGUCGUGGGUUUUUCGGCUUCGGCUCACCUUUGCCAGGAUAUUCGGCCGAUUGAUCGUCUGUUUUCGGGUGGUAAGCAUAAAUCCAAGAUUCAUUGGCAGUAAUAAUACGUUUCAUGACAACCUGGUAGUCGGAGAAUGAUCUUUCAAAAUGGUUUUCACUGAUCCUUCUGGUAUUUCAACGACACCAGUGACAUCUCUGACUGUUAAUCGUCGAUUCUCAAGCACCAAUUCCUUUCUUUUAUUGACGUGUUGAUCACCAGUUGAUGUUGAUGGCCGUCCUGAACGUGGUUCGUCGUCAACGCAUUCUCGACUCUCUUUGAAUAAUUUGUACCAAUCAAGACCAGUUGUUCGCGCCAAACAAUUAUCACCGAAGAUCUUUUCCUACAAUCAGAACAUUUCGGCACCAGAAACUUGAUUCCGCUCACAAAAUUGUAUGUAACAUAUUUGUUAAAUAAUUUCACUCAUCGUAAAAAUCGUGGAAUGCAUUUUAUGUUCUUCAGAAAGGCUAGUGUGUGCUAAACACUAAUGAUUAUUUGGUUGUGAUAUUUGGCACAGAUGUCACUGACAGUCAUACCAAAUCAGAAAAAAAAAGAUUUCAACGAAUGGGUUUUUAGUCGAAAUUUAAAUUAAAAAGUCUUACUAUUUCUUGCCCACAGUACCGCAUACACCUACAUCCAUAAUAAAUAUGCAAAUCUAAAGCAAAAUCAUUUCAACCGAAAAAACGGUGUGAAAACGAAAACACUUUCAAUGCGUUUAUUAUUCUUGAAUGUGCUCAAUGUUUACUUAAGGGAAUACUUACUUAUGUAUGUGUGUACAUUAUGUAUGUGUAUGCGCUCUCGGCGCUACACGCAUGUGUAUUGCUGUACAUUAUGGUAAUAAAAUAGAAUUUAUUUAUGGAAAAUUCCAAUUUAAAUAUAUGAAGAUCUGUAAUAUCACACACACGUAAAGAAAGCUUAUGCAUAUUAGGGUGUGUCAUUUUUAGGUAAAAAUUAUUUUUAUUUUUACAAUGCUGCGCAAAUCUUCAUAAUACCCUUCACUAAUACAAAAUAUGGCAGUUAUAUGCUAUAGUGAUUCGAUAUGAACAUUUUCUUCGGAGAUAAUGCUAUUGCCUUGAAUAAUAAUUAAUGCUAAAUUUCGUCAGAAGUCGAUACAAGGACUGGAUUUUGUUCGGUCAGUUUGUAUGCCUGCUAUAUACUAUGGUGAUCCGAUCUAAAAAAACUUUUUUCGAAAAUUGUACGGUUAUCUUUUACAAUCUUGCUUACCAAAUUUCAUGACUAGGCCUUGUCCAUUAAAAAAUUGUCUAUAUCAGAACAUGACCUUGCUUGUUUUGUUUCCAUAGAAUCUAUGUAUAUAUAUGCUAUUGUGAUCCGAUAUCGGCGGUUCCAAUAAAUGAGCAGCUUGAGAAAAUAAGACGUACGCAAAAUUUCAGAUAUACAAGUAUAUACCAAAAUCUCAUCACUUCAUGUAUAUAUAGACAGGCGGAUGGACGGAUGAAUAUAACUAAAAAGAUUGAGCUCAUCGUGCUGAUAAUUUAGUUAUAUAUAUUUUUGGGGGCUCUAACGUUUUUUCUGGGUGUUAAAAACUUCGUGGAACACUUAAUAAACCUUGUUCAGGGUAUAAAAACUCCGUGUCAUAUAAUUAGAAAAUGGAAAGUUAGAAAGAGCACCCUUUAAUAUUAAUAUCAAAAACUCAUGAGGAUAUCUUUUUUACCUUUUUGAAAUUGUUUGUCUGUUUUUUUACCUUGAAAAAAAAAAAAUCCCAAAAGUGACACACCCUAAUACAAAUAUCUGUAUUUGAACACAAUACAAUUUGUUUUUAUGUACAGCAUUCUUGAAGUCAGUCCUCUUGGCGCUGACACUGAAAGCAUUAUUUAAUUAUUUAAGAGGUACUGAAUUUUUUACAUGUACACCAAAAAAGAAACAACAAAAAGUAAUAAUAAUUAUAAGAAUUCUGAUUGUACUUAAACGAAGCAGAGAUUAAUGCCUGAAAGGUAGCGAAAUGAAUAAAUGAAUAAAUUAUUAAAUAUAAAUGUGAAACAAAGAUUUAAAAGAGA